AUGGGAGCUACCGACGAAAACCAGCCCCCCGAUCCGAGACAGGCUGGCUAUGCGCGUGAUGCUGUCAGUCCCAGCGAUGCCAUUCUGCGACAAACUCAGUACUUAUACGCCUUGGUGCUGCUAGUUGCAUUUGUAGGCGGCGCCGCGUGCUACAGUGUUUACAACGCCAAGAAGGAAGAAGACGUCCUUCAAUCCUCAGUCAAGGGCCCCGGAGGCAAGCCGUUGCCCACCACCAAACGAAGGAAGCGAGACGAUGGCGAGCGCAAGAUCGGCCCGCGCUUUGGCCCUUCUGCCAAAAUUGUCUUUCGCUACUUGGCGGCCGUCUUGUUCUUGAGCUACGUUGCCACGGGCGUGUUGAUGUUUGUCCAUGCCUUUUGGCAUGAGAACCCUUACAAGUGGUCUCGAGAAGGCUUGCCCUGGGCAGGUGAAUGGAGUGUGGCUCAUGUGACGGGUUCCACAUUCUUUUAUCUCUACAUUCUCUUCUCACUCUUUGACUGGAGAAAGGGUCCGAAUAUCGUACACCUCGCCGUCUGGGUCCUGGGACUUAUUGGAGAACUCGUCCUCUUCACCACCACCUUCCUUGCUGCUGCCGAUUGCCACUUUGUACGAUCGGUUCGGACAGCUGCUAAAGAACCAGGCGAAAAGACUUGCAUUGACAAAUGGGCAAAGCUUGACCUCGUCCUGUACUUUGUUCGCAUCAUGCACUUGACGGCCGUUAUCAGCCUCUUUUGCAUUGCUUGGGUCCUCAAAGUUCGACGCAACCGCCAAGAGAUUGGCGCGGCUCAGUGUAACGAAUCAACUCCCUUGCUCAAUGGAUGCGGUGCUGCCUUGUUGGACAACACCAACGGACAGCUGUACGCAUCGCAAGAACGGCGCUCCCGCAAACGAGCCCUGUCUAGCGCAACACGUGCGUCAGCCUACGGCACCUCGCGGAAAGAUGAGCAAGCUGCGUUUUACAGACCUGAAAAGCUUCCACGCCGAACCUGGUGGGAAUAUGUGCGCGGCUACUCCCUCUUCUUCCCUUACCUGUGGCCGAAGGACUCGACUCGAUUGCAGUUCCAAGUCCUGCUGUGUUUUGUUCUUGUCGUCAUCCAGCGGCUGGUCAAUGCCUCUGUCCCCUGGCAGAUUGGGCGAGUUGUCGACAGUCUUGACAAGGCCAUCCAGGCGGCACGUCGUGGCGAGCCUCUGACGACCGAAAACUUCCCACUCACGGAUUUCGUGAUUCUCGGAGGCUUAUGGAUCCUGCAGGGCCAGACGGGCUUGCUGGGCGCCCUGAGGUCGCUCCUCUGGAUUCCUGUGUCUCAGUAUUCCUACAGAGGACUUACCACUGCAGCCUUCAACCAUGUCCACUGUCUCAGCCUCGACUUUCACCUGUCGAAACGCACUGGCGAGGUCCUCUCCGCCCUGAACAAGGGUUCAGCCAUCAAUCAGUUCCUGGAGCAGGUGACUUUCCAAGUCGUACCAAUGCUGUUUGACCUGUUUCUAUCCAUCUUUCUCUUUUACAACUACUUUGGGCCGUUUUAUGCCGAGUUGAAUCUGGUCAACACUUGCUGGUACCUGUACAUGACAAUCAAGAUGGCUUCCACCCGAGCAGAUCACAGGCGUGAAAUGACAAACGCGGACCGGGAGGAGGAAGCCGUCAAGAACGAUUCGAUAUCGAGCUACGAAACCGUCAAGUAUUUCAAUGCCGAGGAGUUCGAGUCCGGACGUUACAAAGACAAGGUUGCGGCGUUUCAGAGAGCAGAAGCCAAGGUGCAAAUAGGCAUGGUCUUGAUGAACAUUUGCCAAACCUUGGUCUUCAACCUGGGCAGAAUCAUUGCCACGCUGGUGUGCGGCUGGCAAGUUGCGGUGGGAGUCAGGUCUGCAGGCAACUGGUUCACGGUGGUGUCGUACCUUACCCAGCUGCAGGGUCCUCUGAACUUUUUCGGCACGUUUUACAGGACCGUGCAGCAGGCCAUGAUAUCGGGCGAACGGCUUUUGGAACUGUUCAAAAUCCAGCCGACGGUUGUGGAUUCCCCCCAUGCCAAGCCCCUCGAGAACUUUCGUGGCCACGUCCGGUGGAAGGGGGUGAGCUUUGCUUACGACAGACGCAAACCAGCCCUGCGGAAUAUCAGUUUCGACUGUGCACCGGGCACCACGACGGCUUUCGUGGGCGAGUCGGGAGGCGGCAAAUCUACCCUUUUUCGCCACAUGUUUCGAUACUAUGAUUGCGACGAGGGCAGCAUCGAAUUCGACGGGCAAGACGUCAAAGACCUCACCAUCGACUCGGUCCGCAGGCAGAUUGGUGUGGUCCCCCAAGACACGACCUUGUUCAACGAGAGUCUCAUGUACAACCUCAAAUAUGCAAACCCAGCGGCUACAGAGGAAGAGGUUUAUGCGGCGUGCCGCGCCGCGAGCAUCCACGACCGAAUCAUGGGCUUUCCAGAUCAGUACGGCACUCAGGUCGGAGAGCGGGGACUUAGGCUCAGCGGAGGAGAAAAGCAGCGCGUCGCGAUUGCUCGAACUAUCCUCAAGAAUCCCAAGAUUAUCAUGCUGGACGAAGCAACAUCGGCGCUUGACACGCAUACGGAGCAGGAGAUCCAGGACAAUGUUUGGAACAUUGGGGAGGGCCGAACGCUUCUCAUAAUCGCGCACCGACUCUCCACCAUCACUCACGCCGACCAAAUCAUUGUGCUCCACGCUGGCGAGAUUGUGGAAAGAGGAACCCAUGACGAACUGCUAGACGCCAAUGGGCGCUAUGCCUCGAUGUGGGAAAAGCAAAUCAGGGCUGAGCGCGCCAUGGAUGCUGCCCGGGAGGCACACUUGAAAGCAGCAAGAGCGAUACGGCGAGCCAACAUGGGUUCGAAGACGCCCGACGAGGCCACUAUGGAAGAUUACCAUAGUCUGGGCUCGUCUGGAACACUGUCGGGUAACGCCACGAGCCGUGGUAUCCAAGGAGAGGAAACCACCUCGGCAUCGUCGUCUGCGUCAGGCUCGUCAGCUUCAUCUGAUGCCGGAUCCACUCACACCGCCGAUCACGGGGACGACGGACACUGA
Ustilaginoidea virens is the source of this 3036-nucleotide messenger RNA. RefSeq lists its product as uncharacterized. NCBI's taxonomy places the organism in Eukaryota, Fungi, Ascomycota, Sordariomycetes, Hypocreales, Clavicipitaceae. Gene Ontology annotation, biological process: transmembrane transport. The transcript is spliced from 3 exons. Gene Ontology annotation, molecular function: ABC-type transporter activity; ATP hydrolysis activity; ATP binding. The record is from RefSeq and is a predicted model, not a curated record. The coding region runs from base 1 to 3036 and encodes 1011 amino acids. Gene Ontology annotation, cellular component: membrane.